Messenger RNA from Sesamum indicum (sesame), 620 nucleotides. RefSeq lists its product as uncharacterized. NCBI's taxonomy places the organism in Eukaryota, Viridiplantae, Streptophyta, Magnoliopsida, Lamiales, Pedaliaceae. The record is from RefSeq and is a predicted model, not a curated record. Gene Ontology annotation, biological process: mRNA splicing, via spliceosome. Gene Ontology annotation, cellular component: precatalytic spliceosome; U2 snRNP.
AAUUAUCAGAUUGAAGUUAAAUUCAUACGCUACAAACUGUUCCUUUUACUAUAAACGUUGUUUUCUUCGCCGUUGUUGAUACGAUGCAGGCCAGCGACAGGUUUAACAUAAACUCCCAGCUCGAGCAUUUGCAGGCUAAAUAUGUGGGCACAGGACACGCCGACUUGACCCGAUUUGAAUGGGCAGUUAAUAUCCACCGAGAUAGUUACGCAUCGUAUGUUGGACACUAUCCGAUCUUGGCCUACUUUGCCGUCGCGGAAAAUGAAUCAAUUGGGAGAGAGCGCUAUAAUUUCAUGCAGAAAAUGCUUUUGCCAUGCGGGCUUCCCCCUGAGAGAGAAGAUGAUUGAAGCUACUUCUGAGAAUACAAUGGCUGACUAUUGCAAUCUGAAAAUGGCACUUGUUCAGAUGUUUUUGAAAUUUGAUUUGCUUUUAUUGUUGUUGUCAGUCCAUAUCAUAAAGAUUUGAUAUUUGUAUUUAGUUAGCAAAAUGCUUUCAUGUUUGCAAUGCAUGUUGGUUAGUGUAUUAAUAGAGCUUAGAAUUGGGAUUUCAAAAAUUUUACCAAAUAUGUUACAUAGGAUAUCCAUUUCUCCUCUUGGCAAACAACAAGUACUUUGAGACUC